CAGAUUUCAACCCAAUCCACCUCUCAGGUUCGGUCACAAAGUCUGAUGGGCUUUUCCAUCACCAUCGCCUUGUGAGAGCAGGAUGGAAACCAGGAAGAAACGCUUAUCACAUGAUGCUUAUACAGUUGCGCUCCUCGCUCCGCUGGAAGUUGAGCUCAGCGCAGUGAGGUACAUGCUCGACGAAGAGCACGAGCAGCUUCCGACUACCAAAGGUGACCCGCAACGCUACAUCCUUGGACAGCUGAGCCGACACAAUGUGGUUAUCGCAUCCUUGCCUGCCGGCUACCAGGGCACAAUCUCGGCUGCAGCCGUCGCACGGGAUCUGGCACGCAGCUUCCCGUCGAUAACACUGCGGUUACUCGUGGGUAUCGGAGGCGGCGUGCCCAGUGCUACUACCGAUGUUCGCCUGGGAGACGUGGUGGUCAGUGUCCCAUUUAUUGACGCAGCCACAAGUUAUCAUUACGACGAAACCUCGCCCGUCUGACAAUAUUAGUAUCAGAGCCGUUGAUCCGGAGCUGGAGACUAUAGGAUUCCGCCCCAAUCAGGUGAUUAACUACAUUCGCAACACACAGGUAGUGCCUGGCAUAAGCAUUUCAGAAGAGAUUGAGUUAUUUUUGCAAAAUCACACUUUAUUGCAAGGCCUCGUCCGGAUCUUAAUUCAGCUAGACACAUUAUGCUACAGCUGGGAGCGCAACCUUUGGGGCAACAGGGCACAGAUAAUGACCAUUCUCUAUUAGUCAAUCAUCUCAAAGCUCUGGAGAAAGGAUAUUCUAUAGCUGUGUAUCCGAGAUAAUCAAGGGCGCCGGCUCACAGAAGGGGCAGUAGAAGACACCCACCAGCUCGAC
Aspergillus japonicus CBS 114.51 is the source of this 845-nucleotide messenger RNA. Its product is annotated as kinesin. Gene Ontology annotation, biological process: nucleoside metabolic process. Gene Ontology annotation, molecular function: catalytic activity. The record is from RefSeq and is a predicted model, not a curated record. The coding region runs from base 83 to 484 and encodes 133 amino acids. The transcript has a single exon. Lineage: Eukaryota; Fungi; Ascomycota; Eurotiomycetes; Eurotiales; Aspergillaceae.